AUGGAGGCAGAGGAGGAGGAGUCCGAGGAGACAGUCGAAUCCCUGGAGGCCAAGCUUGAAGAAUUCAGGGCCAUCCCCAGGUAUAACAUUUCUGAUGAUUUAAAGGUUGGCUUUUUCACCACAGACCAUGCCACCCAAACAGACCACACCGAAAUUUUGCCAGUAAAGGAGUUGAGUUUAUCUACACGGAAGUUACUGCAGAUGGUCGAAUCUAUCCAGCUGGAUUUUGGGUUCCUCAAACAGCUGCUGCAGUUGAAGUUUGAGGACCAGCUGAAGGAGCAGUCUUUAAAUCUCUUCAGCGUUCUCUACGACCGGAUCCUGGAAAUCGAAAAGCACCACCAGCAGAAUGAGGAGAACCUGAGAAAAUGCUUCCGCCAGCAGCUGGCCGAUGCCAUCGCCGUCAUCAGGGGCUCCUACAAGCAUUUCUUCGACGUAGAUGAAGAGAAGGCUGCUUUGCAAGACGUAACCAGUGUCAAGAUGGGCGUUUUGCUAAGAAAAUUAAAAGAGAGGGAAGAACUGAUCAAAGAGUUAAAAGAAGAACUGGACCAAAAUGAGGAAUAUGGGUUCAAAAAAGUGGACUCCUUUGCCAUAAAGACCAGCUCUACCAAAUCAAACGUGGACAAGGAGGUCCUGGAAUACAAGCUGGAGAACGAGCGCUUGCUGCAGGUCGUUGCAGAACUCGAAGAAGAGCUGCAGAUGAACCUCAAAGAAAAUGCGGAUUUAGAAGCUGAAUAUCUAAGUCUGAAAGAGAACUCAGAAAAGGAUCAGAAAACCAUUCAAAAGUUAAUUGAUGGCAGAGCGAGAUUAAAAUACGAGCUCGACUGUGAAAAGGCGUUGGUUCAAGAAAUGAUUAACAAGCAGAGAGAAGACAUAGAGAGGAGAAAGCCGGAGAGCCUGGCCUUCAAGAGCAUGCGAUCCAUCAAGGGGAAAGAAACCACUUCUCUCCUGCGGCAGAAAGAAACCUUCAUCUCCUUGUUUCCGCCCUCCUCUUCCUCCGCUGUCGCUGCUGUUGCUGCCGCCGCUGUAGCUGCGGCCGCUGCUGCCACCUCAACCAUCGCCUCCUCCAGAGGAUCAAGCCAGGCUCACUCUGUCUCCUUCAGCGAAUCAGUGAAGAAGAAGAAAACCAAGUCUGCCAAGAGAUUGUCCAAGGAGGGCCGACGCUCCGCGGAUGACGAGAGAAAAAUGCUGUAUAUGCAGAUAGAGACCCUGCAGGCGACGCUGGAGUCAGAGACCAAGAAGUUAGAAAGAUACAAGAAGGAGGCAGAGCAGAUCAACAAAAACUGGGAGAAGAAGUUCUUCAUCCUCAGGAACAGCUAUCACAUGCUCAAGGACGAGAUGUUCAUGAGACACACGCUGUUCCGUCAGUUUGCGGUGCUGACUGACACGUCCUUCAAUUACAUCAAAGCGAAGCCUCUGUACAUCCAGUCCAAGACGAAUCUGGUGGACACCUCGCCCAGCUCCAGUGACCACCGCCUGCCCUCGAUAGACGUGGCAUACCUGGACAUGGAGGAACGGAUGUCCUUCCCUCGGCAUUCCAGAGGGAGGAUGUCGGGCAGCCUGAAGGAGCCCUUGAAGAGGUUAUCCGCGCCCCAGGAGAAGCCCUUGACGGAAGAGGACAAAGAAUGA
This is a messenger RNA of Ochotona curzoniae (black-lipped pika), 1626 nucleotides long. RefSeq names its product chromosome unknown C10orf67 homolog (gene CUNH10orf67). The record is from RefSeq and is a predicted model, not a curated record. The coding region runs from base 1 to 1626 and encodes 541 amino acids. Lineage: Eukaryota; Metazoa; Chordata; Mammalia; Lagomorpha; Ochotonidae. The transcript has 16 exons.